AUGAGUGAUGACAUACUUCGCAAGAGGCAAAGACUCUUGGGUCACUCAAAUCUAGAACUGGACGAUGAGACCCUUGAGCAAUACACUUUAAUUGAAGUGGAAAAGUUGCUGCGGAAGCAUGACCGCUCAAUAAGUGAUAUUAAAGAUAUGCCUAAGAUCAAACCUGUUUUGCUAAAGGAAUUGGGUAACAGUUUGUGGACCCAAGAAUUGGAUUAUGAUGUCGCAGAGGAAACAUUAAGACAUGACACACAGUUUACCCUUCUUAAUGCUGAUCAACAUGCGAUUUAUGAUUCAGUUUUAGACUCCGUUGAUAAAAAGUCUGGAAAACUAUUCUUUGUUAAUGGCGCAGGUGGUACGGGAAAAACAUUCCUAUACCAAACCAUUAUAUCCAGACUUCGUUCAAAAAAACAAAUCGUCCUACCGGUUGCUUCUUCAGGGAUAGCCGCAUUGCUCUUACCUAACGGAAGAACAGCUCAUUCCCGCUGCAAUAUUCCUUUGAAGCUUUCUGAAGAUAAGUUAUGCAACAUCAAACCAGGAACAAUGCUAGCUGAGUUAAUUGAGAAAACGGACCUCAUAAUUUGGGAUAAGGCGCCUAUGACUCAUAAGCAUGCUUUUGAAGCACUAGAUAAGACUUUGAAGGAUAUAAUGUCGAGGAAAAAUCCUCCCGCAAAGGAAAUGACUUUUGGUGGAAAGACAAUUUUGUUGGGUGGUGAUUUUAGACAGAUUUUACCAGUAAUUCCUCAAGGUAGUAGAGCUGAUACUGUCUUAGCUUCAAUAAGUCAUUCCUAUCUGUGGGAUAGCUGCAUCAAGUUUACUUUAAAAGUAAACAUGCGAGUCAAUCAGGACGAAAAAGAGUUCUCAGAGUGGCUUCUCAAGGUCGGAGAAGGUCAAUCACAAUCAUCAGAAGAAGAUGAGGAUGAUGGUUACCAUGAGCAAAUGAUAACUGUUGACGACUCAUUGGUUCACCAGACUACGGAUUGCUGUGUUGUUGUUGAAGUGUGGAAGAAGAAAGGAUCGUUUCAGCUCAUUCGAGAUCAGUUUCAGGCCUUUUUAAAUUUGGUUUCAAGACUUGAAUCAAGAUUCACUGAGUAUUUGUUACUCACGACUCAUUCGUGUGUGCAGGUAACCAUUAGGCGGGAGAUACUUUUCUCUUUUGGACUAGAAGGAACGGCGUAA
Messenger RNA from Brassica napus (rape), 1176 nucleotides. Its product is annotated as ATP-dependent DNA helicase PIF1-like. The record is from RefSeq and is a predicted model, not a curated record. NCBI's taxonomy places the organism in Eukaryota, Viridiplantae, Streptophyta, Magnoliopsida, Brassicales, Brassicaceae. Gene Ontology annotation, molecular function: DNA helicase activity. Bases 1 to 1176 code for a protein of 391 amino acids. Gene Ontology annotation, biological process: DNA repair; telomere maintenance. The transcript has 4 exons.